GCGCGAGGCGGGGGAUUCAAGCGCGUUAUAAGGCGCCGACCUGACCAGCCGUGCUCGUUGCUGCCGCUGCCGCCGCCGCCAGCAUGGCCUCGACCCGCAGCCCCGUCGGAGCGCGCACGCUGCUCGCCUGCGCCAGUCUGCUCGCCGCCGUGGGCCUCAGUGUCCCGGAGUCCGCCGAGCCCGUGGGGACCCAAGCAGGCUCGCAGCCGCCCGCAGCCGAACUGCCCGCCCCGCCAGCCCACAGCCCGCCGGAGCCCACCAUCGCGCAUGCGCACAGUGUGGAUCCCCGGGAUGCUUGGAUGCUAUUUGUUAAGCAGAGUGACAAGGGCAUCAACAGUAAGAGGAGGAGCAGGACCAAAACCAGGAGGCUGAAGCUUGGCCUGCCAGGACCCCCAGGGCCACCAGGUCCUCAGGGCCCCCCAGGUCCCUUUAUCCCAUCUGAGGUUCUGCUAAAGGAGUUCCGGCUGUUGCUCAGCGGGGCAGUCCGGCAGCGAGAGAGCACGGAUCCGGAGCACUGCACCAGGGAUCUCACUACACCAGCCUCCGCCAGCCCUUCCCGUGUCCCAGCCACCCAGGAGCUUGAUAGCCCGGACCCAGGGGCCGUGUUAGCUCUGCUGGCUGCGACCUUGGCCCAGGGCCCGCGGGCACCACGUGUGGAGGCCGCAUUCCACUGUCGCCUGCGCCGCGAUGUGCAGGUGGAGCGGCGUGCACUGCACGAGCUCGGGGUUUACUACCUGCCGGAAGUUGAGGGAGCCUUCCGCCGGGGCCCUGGCUUGAACCUGACCAGCGGCCAGUACACCGCACCCGUGGCUGGCUUCUAUGCGCUCGCAGCUACUCUGCACGUGGCACUCACCGAGCAGCCAAGAAAGGGUCCAGCACGACCCCGGGACCGUCUGCGCCUGCUGAUUUGUAUCCAGUCUCUCUGCCAGCACAACGCCUCCCUGGAGACUGUGAUGGGGCUGGAGAAUAGCAGCGAGCUCUUCACCAUCUCAGUCAACGGUGUCCUCUAUCUACAGACAGGACACUACACCUCCGUCUUCUUGGACAAUGCCAGUGGCUCCUCCCUCACGUACAGCCUCAGGGACCUAGGGACUUCAGGGGCCAGUGAUCCUGGGCCUGGAAGCAGCUGUAUCUGGGGUAAGCAAGAUGAACUACAGGCCCCUGGUGAGCACCCCAACACAGUGGAGCUGUACUCCACCCCUUCUCACAGACAAGGCCAUCCUCAUCCUCCACUAAGGCUACCAGCCAACUCCCCAACCCUCUGAGGCCCAGGGUCCACACAGGGCACCAGCUCACAAGUUUCCCUCCCGAGACUCCAUUGCAAAGGGGGUGGUCUGGCUGAAUGGGCAGCUCGGUGAUGAAGAAGAUGGCUGAGGACUCUUCCUGUCAGCCUGCAGCUUGUUUUAGUAGUUUUCCCGUUUUUAACGAAAUGUGGGACCAGCCCCGAAUGGGCAGUACAGAAGACUGGGCCCUCCCACUACGAGUCCCGACGGCCUGCUGAUGAAAGAGCUGACAACCAGCACAGGCCCACCCACAGCUGCUUUGGGGUCUCCGCCUGGCAGGGGUGCUCAAGCCUGGGACAGGAUAGCUCCAGCUGAUGCCAGGAUGCGACUACACCGGAACACCCCUCUAUAAUCAGACCUAUCCCCAAAUCAGGCUGCCAACACAGAGCAACAGGUGCCCGGGGGCCGUCCGAGAGCAGGCCUGGCCUGAUUCUCAGUAGGGCUGGUACCCACCCUACCAGGAAGCACUGUGCUGGCCUGGGUCCUGACUCCCUGGCACUCUGAUAAGGACACGAGGUGGACACACCCCACGCUUUUCUGGAUUUCACGUUGUAUCCAGUGGGCACAGACAUGUUAGUGACGUUAUCUUCUACCCUUGAGAAGGCAUAUAAGCACGUAUCUUACCUUCCAACAAGUGUGUUACCCAGCAAUUUAAAAGUAUUUAUUGUGUCCUAUUGCUAGGCAGAAUGUAUUUAUGUAACAGAUCACACAAAGUCGUAACAAUGAAGGGCAGGCGGAGAAGCAUGACCUCCUCUUUACAGCUGACCUCACCAAAGCCCAUGAGGGGUCAGCUCUGGAAAGCAAGGGAGAAAUGCCUUCAGUCUUGGGACUCCAUUGAGGGUAGCAGGAGAGACUCUUACUAACCAGGAAGGCCACAGUGCAGAGAGUCACCCAGACAGAAGCACCUGGGGACAUGGGUCACAGCCUGUGGGGGCACUGAAUGAUUCUUGGGUUGCUAUAAGAAAUUGCUAAAUUAAACUGUUUCGCUUUCUGGUGA
Molecule: messenger RNA, 2280 nt
Organism: Apodemus sylvaticus (European woodmouse)
Lineage: Eukaryota; Metazoa; Chordata; Mammalia; Rodentia; Muridae
Gene: Erfe
Product: erythroferrone
Exons: 9
Coding region: 84-1265 (393 amino acids)
Biological process (GO): positive regulation of D-glucose import across plasma membrane; positive regulation of insulin receptor signaling pathway; negative regulation of gluconeogenesis
Molecular function (GO): hormone activity
Source: RefSeq, a predicted model, not a curated record